This is a messenger RNA of Mustela lutreola (European mink), 1478 nucleotides long. Its product is annotated as NKG2-A/NKG2-B type II integral membrane protein-like. The record is from RefSeq and is a predicted model, not a curated record. Bases 70 to 777 code for a protein of 235 amino acids. Gene Ontology annotation, biological process: stimulatory C-type lectin receptor signaling pathway; positive regulation of natural killer cell mediated cytotoxicity. The transcript has 6 exons. Lineage: Eukaryota; Metazoa; Chordata; Mammalia; Carnivora; Mustelidae.
UACACUAUUCUUCAAGUCCUUCAGUACAGUCCCACUCAGCCCUGUGCCUGACACCACGCAGCUGCAGAGAUGAAUAACCAAGGAGUUACCUAUGCAGAACUCAGUCAGGUUAAGGGUUCAAAAAGACAGCAAGUGAAAGCUAAGAGCACUAAGAGUCCCAUUUCAAAAACUGAGCAGGAAAUAACCUAUGUAGAAUUAAAUCUUCAAGAUGCUUCAAAUCUUCAAAAUGCUUCUCAUGAUCCUCAAAGGAACAGCAAGAACUCCUACUGUAAAGGAAAGCUCAUUGCUGGGAUCCUGGGAAUCAUUUGCCUUCUCUUGAUGUCCACUGUGGUCACAAUAGCUGUUAUUCCCUUUACUGAAGGAACAGAGCAGAACAAAACACUCCUGGAAACAAGGAUCCAAAAAGCUUAUCACUGUUGUCCGAAAGAGUGGCUUACAUAUGAUAACAAUUGCUAUUAUAUUAGCACUGAAAGAAAAUCAUGGCAUGAGAGUUCAGAGUCCUGUGCUUCUCAGAACUCUAACCUACUUUCCAUAGAUGAUGAAGAGGAAAUGUGUUUGUUGGAUGUCUUCAUUCAUUCUUCAUGGAUUAAAGUCUGCCAGAGAAGCCACUAUAAUUCAUCUGUGCGGCCAAAAGGCUCAUCUUUCUUUUCCAAAGGGUUGUUGGUAUCCUCAGAGAGUGACAAGGAUUGCCCAUUUUUAAAUUUUGACUCAAGAAAAUGUUCUUUUGACUCCUGUUUAGAAAGGAAAACAUAUGUUUGUAAACACCAGGCAUAUUAGCCACUUAAUUUUGGUAUAAUGCUGUCUCACCAUCUUAAAAAAUUAUAUAUAUCUCAUUUCUUUUUUUUUUAUUAAUUUUUUAUUUUUUAUAAACAUAUAUUUUUAUCCCCAGGGGUACAGGUCUGUGAAUCACCAGGUUUACACACUUCACAGCACUCACCAAAACACAUACCCUCCCCAAUGUCCAUAAUCCCACCCCGUUCUCCCAAACCCCCUCCCCAGCAACCCUCAGUUUGUUUUGUGAGAUUAAGAGUUACUUAUGGUUUGUCUCCCUCCCAAUCCCAUCUUGUUUCAUUUAUUCUUCUCAUUUCUUUAUAAGCCAAUUUUUUUCUCAGAAAUAUUUCUGAUAUUAUUUUUAGAGCAAUUUUAGAUUGACAACAAAAUUAAGCGGAAAGUACAGAGCUAGCUUACAUUGUCGCUGUAUGCACAUGUGCCUGGCUUCUCUCAUUAUCAGCAUCACUCACUAGAAUGAUUCAUUAGUUACCAACGAGGAACCUGCAGUUUGCAUCAUAAUCACGCAAAGCCCGAAGUGUACCUGAGGUUUCCCCCUUGGUGUCAUAGAACUGUUUUUCUGUCUUAAUUUUAUUAAUGUAAAUAAUAUAAAUAGUCAGAGACAAAUUAUACAUUUCUUAAGUUUUUGGUAUUUGUUAAAUCAUAAAUUACAAAUUAAAAUAUCAAAUACUGUUACUAUAAAGCUCUCA